This is a messenger RNA of Danio rerio (zebrafish), 1850 nucleotides long. The record is from RefSeq and is a predicted model, not a curated record. Lineage: Eukaryota; Metazoa; Chordata; Actinopteri; Cypriniformes; Danionidae.
GAGAGCUCUUUAAAUCCACCUGUUAGCCAGCAUAUUCUUACGCCUUCGGUUUGGGAAGGUGAACUGAUCGCCAGGACCGCGUGUCAGUGAUUUAACUCAAACUUCUGUAUUUCUAAAGUCCUCACUGCGCACAUUCUUCAUCUUUAAUGGACUAUAAAUGCCGACGACACCAUACGGGACAAUGUUAAUGCAUCGUUGGCCACAAAUGCCUUGAUCUCCAUAUGGACUUCGCCACAGCGCUGCAACUCGCGCAAUAUCGCCACGCCACCGGACUUUUAUUUUUGUAAUUAUUAUUCAUUGGUGAAUAUGGCGAAGCGAUCGCAGUGAACUGGAGCCAAGGUUUGCAACACAUUGUUGCAAAUAUUAAGCAGAAGAUCAUGAUGCUCUCCCUCUCGCGUGCCCCGUAACUGCUUCCAUUCAUUCAGUCCAGUUUGGCGCUAAGCAUCGUCUUCUCUCCUGGAGAUUUUCCUUCCAGUUUCCUCUCAAUUAUGUUCACUUUCGCUGCCUUUUGCUACAUGCUUUCCCUUGUCCUCUGUGCUUCUCUCAUCUUCUUCGCGAUCUGGCAUAUAACGGCCUUUGAUGAGCUUCAGGCAGACUUCAAGGUGCCGAUCGAUCAGGGCAAUCCACUUCACGCGCGUGAAAGACUGAGGAAUAUUGAGAGGAUCUGCUGCCUGCUGCGAAAGCAAAACUGGCACAGCGCUGUUGCCAAAAAUUGUCCUGUUCUUCCUCAGCUGAAGCUGGUGCUUCCAGAAUACUCCAUCCAUGUCCUCUUCUGUAUCAUGUUCCUGUGUGCUCAGGAGUGGCUGACCGUAGGCCUCAAUAUCCCUCUGCUCUUCUACAACACAUGGAGCAGGUACUUCCAUAGCCCAACAGACACUAAAGAGCUUCUCUACGAUCCAGCGUCUGUCAUGAACGGAGACACGCUAAAAUUCUGCCAAAAAGAAGCCUGGUGCAAGAUGUCCUUCUUCGUCCUCUCGUUCUUCUACUAUCUCUACUGUAUGAUCUACACCUUGGUGACCUCAUAACAGAGCUCUCAACACUGAAGAAGACACGCGUCAGACACUGUUUUCGGAAAGCUCCUGCAUUUGGACAUUUUGACGAAACAAGAGCAGCACCAGACACAAGUUCAACACGCUGCAGUGCAAGACUUGACCCCACAUUCCCAGAGUAUCAGAAGAAGUAUCAGUGUUGUUUACAGAUCUGACUCAACUCCCUAAAUGUCUCAUAGACCCGGUGUGAUGCGCUUUUCACAAGCUCACAGUAACGUUUGCACAGAUUGUCUCAGGCAUAGCACAACAUGUCCUUUACCACUUUGAGGCGCAAAACCUGCCAACCUUUACACUCACUAUAAAUAUAUGUAGCUUAAAAUAUAACGUCGGAUCAAAAAAAGAAGUGAAAAGAAACGUUGACAAAGUUGAUCAGCGAAUGUCACAUUUUUACCAGUCACACACUAGGCCACUGAGUUUUGAUUACAUGUGUGAGAAGCUUUUGUGAUAUUUUCUGUGUAUUUGUGCAAUCCUAACAUAAGCGUUUUUAAUAUGAACUGCGUAUCUGUGUACAUAGAGAACUUUUUGUGUAAUGCUUUAAUGUGUUGGUGUCAGUGGGUUGAGAUGUUUUUUGGACUUUAUAUUUACAAAAUGCUGAUAUGGAGGCUUUAUUGUAGAAAACAAGAGCCACUUUUCCACAAUUUUGCACAAAGUUGUUAUGAGUUUGCACAAUAGAUACAGUUAUUGGUCGUGGUGGAAAAACAAGUCAUAUUUAUAUACCCGGUACGAGUCUUCCAAUAUAUUACAGUGUAUUCAAUUAUCAUACGUUUUCAUUCUAGGGAAGAAAUUAAAACCACAACUCAU